CGCUUCUAGUUUUUGGUCUUUGAUUCUACUACUACCGUCAUCCCCUUCAUCCCUUGUUCCCUUCUGCAUCCCUCCGGCGCGUCCUCUUUUCUUUUUUUUCCCUAGACGCUCGUCGCGCGCGCGUUUGCGUUCAUCAAUCGCCCCUGCCUGGCUUGCACCGCCGUCGAUUGCCAACCCGAGACAGGCCAUCGCUUUCCGUGCUUCAUCCCGCCCGCCGCGGCGAAAAUCGUCGUGACAGUACACCGCAUCACUCCGACACACACACACACACACACACGGCCGGAUACCCGACCGCUCCACUCCGCAAUGCGCGCUCCCGCCUUCCUGGCCGUCUUGGCCGUCUACUCCCGCGCCGUGGGCGCCGUCCCCGCCACCGCCUUGCAGGCCCGCGAUGCCGCACCUGACACCGCCGCCGCACCGACACCACCGCCAGCUCUCGACCGGCGCGAGAGCCCGACGGACCGCUGGCGCGCCGCGGACCCGUGGGUCGUGGUCGACGACGAGGGCCAGCCGUCCAAGACGGUCACGCCCAGCCUCACCACCAUCGACGGUACGCCCUCGGCCGUCGCCGACGCCGCCCCCCACGACCUCACGGCGUCGGUCUACACGUGGACCACCUGGGGCCAGAUCACGACGAGCACCGGCGAGCCGCCGAACCCGACGGCCACCAACGCCAAGACGGGCGAGGGCUCCUUUUCCCGCUGCUUCAACAAGGACGGGCCCAAUGCCCCCUUCUGCCGGCCUGCCGCCAACUCGACGCUCCUCACCGGCAGCACCUACUACAUCACCUGGGACCCCGACUACUACAACCGAACGUCGGACAAGCUCGCCGGCAACUCGACGUACGAGGUGGCCGUGCGGCUCGAGUACCUCAACACCACAUCCAAGGAGAUGGUGCUCCUCGAUACGUUUGAGCGCGUCCCCGCCGCCUGGGGCUUCCGCGCGUGGAAGGUGGACCGCUCGUUCCUCAAGGGCAACCGCCUCAACAACGUCACCAUUUCGCUCCACGCCUCGGUCAAGGGCUCGUACGAGGUGACCAACAAGACGCUCGCCCUGCCCGUCGCCAUCACCGACCCGGACCUCGAUCACACCACCCCGAGCCCCGUCCCCAAGGGCGACACCCUCGUCAUCGCCCUGCCCGUCGUCUUCGGCACCAUCGCCCUCCUCGUCGUCGGCCUCUGCGUCUGGAACCGCAAGACGCGCCGCAUCGACCUCGGCGACAUCAUGAGCCGCGCCCGCCGGCGCCGCCACCACGGCUACGACGGCCGCAGCAGGAGGAGGGACCUCUUCCGCAGCGGCGGGGCCGGAGGCGCUGCCGCCAAGGACAAUGGCAUCCAGCUCGACGCCACGCCCGUCUCCCCGCCGCUCCCCGGCGGCCACGGCUACUACUCGGACGAGCUGCCCUCGGCCACGCGGCCCCGCCGCGACAGCGACGGCCUCGGCAGCCUCGCCGGCAGCCCCGUCGACCCCUCGUUUGAGCGCCAGGGCACCACAGGCGCCGGCCGCAACGCUUUCAGGGACGAGGUCGCCCGGCAGGAGAGGCAGAAGCGCGGAGACGACACGUUGUAGGACGGCUGUGCGGCGCGCGGCGCGCCUUGAAGAGCGACAGCGGUGGCACACAUGUUGGGUUGGAUAGUCAGCAUCGUCGUCCCCGUCGAAAAUAGUCCACGGGUCGACCAAUGGGCCCAGCCGGGAUGGGAUGGGAUGGGAGCAACAAAUGGAACUCGCACUCGACUGUGCAACGGCGUCGGCAUUCUGUACAAUAUCAUGGGAGAAACCCGCCCUCGAACGGUUCAACGACGAGGAUAGCAGCAUGGGGCAACAAGCUGGGGGAGUCAUGUUUCAAUAACGGGUUGUGCUGUUUACGAUUAUGUCCCCCAAGUUCAAAGAAAUGGCAAUAUGUCACAAUCC
This is a messenger RNA of Purpureocillium takamizusanense, 1911 nucleotides long. RefSeq lists its product as uncharacterized. The coding region runs from base 307 to 1569 and encodes 420 amino acids. Lineage: Eukaryota; Fungi; Ascomycota; Sordariomycetes; Hypocreales; Ophiocordycipitaceae. The transcript has 2 exons. The record is from RefSeq and is a predicted model, not a curated record.